AGUUGAUGCCCGCGCGCCGGACGCUUCGGACGUGCCUCGCAGGAGCUCCGUUGACUGCCACCGUGGGCCGCCUUCACUGCCGCACGGAAACGCAAGGCCGACGUGACCUCUCUUCGACAGCGGCAAUUCGUCGUUGGACCCCUCUGCAGUCGUCGCUGUCAAAGCACCGUACACAGGCACGAUUGCCGGGCGCGGCCGUGAAACGAAGUGAGGAACAAACUCUCUCGUUGGCUCCUCCGCGCUGCAGGACGUCGAAAUUUUGGUCGUUCGCAGCCAUUCCAAUUGCAUAUACUGAGAAAGGGAAAAAAGGGGGUGCAAGAAGUUGUCAGUCACUUUUUUCUUUGUGUGCGCUGGCGAAAGCGAAGUUCUCGAACUGGCCCAGAAGUUGGUGUUCGGACCGUGGACUUUAACGCGAGAGUGGCGGAGAAAACGCUGAAAGGAGGCACGUGUUGCUUCGCUCGAGCGUAGAUCGGCAUCCUCAUUGUAGAGCCAGGAAAUCACCGUGGACGACUUCACUACUACUAAAACUCAGAGACCACCGAAUGACUGGCCUUUAUUGAGAGCCUUCACGUAGAGGGUCGACCAUGGCGAUACGGAGCCAAGGAGCGCUGCCCCUCUCUGGCCCGGAUGUUCGCGCUCUGCGCCGCAGGUUCCACUGCCGAUGAACGCAGGCAGCUCUCCAUGGUUCAUCGUGCGCGGAAUUGAGCACUGAAGAAGAGAAGACAGCUCACUUGACCAAGGCUGGUUGCUUCGUCAUCACCGGAGAACAGCAUGCCACUCGGGCAUCUUCGCAUUUACUUUGUUGCUUCCUUGCUGGCGGCUGGAGCAGUGUGCAUGGUCUCGGCGCGGAGGAACCCGUACGAAAAAGGUCCCGGUACGUGCCGCAUGGAGAGCCAGCUGUACCUGGAGCCGCACGUGUUCAGCAGGCUGACAUCGGCGCGUUGCUACAAGUACAUGCCCAGCCUGGCCUUCAAGAAUGCCUCCAGGCUCACGUAUUGCCGCAAGGGUUGGCUCUGUCGAGGCGAGUGCGAAGGUGAGUGCUUCCAGCCGUACGGCAACGACAGCGACGUUCAGGUUCUGGAGACCUUCAAGAAGGGGCUCUAUGCCGGCCGCUGGAAGAGCUGCUGUCAGGCGGCGCGCGAUUGCUGCCAGGAGAUGAUUGCGGACGAUCAGGCCGGGCUGAGUGCGACAAAAGAUGGACUUCACUGUCCCGCCACGUGGGAUGGCUGGACAUGCUACAAGGACACUCCCGCCGGGACAACCGUGCAGAAGCCAUGCCCAGCGCACGCGUACUUCAUCACCGAGACGCCGCAGUGCAUCAAAAUGUCGAAGAAAACCUGCUGGGAGAAUGGCACGUGGUUCUACAGCCAAGAGUAUGGCAAGGAGUACACUUUCUACGACUGCGGCUCACUAGAGUACCACCGCUCCAUGACUAUCUUCUCCAUCGUGCUCCAUUCCCUGUCCGUCGUCGUCCUGGUGCCCGCAAUAGCCAUCUUCUCCGUCUACAAGCAACUGCAAGUGCACCGCAUCUCGCUGCACAAGAACUUUUGCGUCGCUAUGGUGCUCUACGACAUCAGCGUCAUCCUUGUCGACGCUGUUUUCAUACUGGACCACGUCAGCGAGGAGAAAAACAUACGAGUCAACGAGAACCCGAACCUCUGCAAGGUGCUCUACACCCUCUCUCGCUACUUCCGGCUGUGCCAGUACGCGUGGAUGUUCUGCGAGGGCUUCUACCUGCACAAGCUGAUCGCCUCCGCAUUCGCCGAGCAGAAGUCGCUGCUAGUCUUCUACGUCAUUGGUUGGGGUUGUCCCGCUAUUUUCGUCAGCAUCAGCGCCGUCCUGCGAGCGGUGCGUAUUGGACACCCCUGCUGGAUGGAUAACGUCGAAGGAUACAACUGGAUCACUCUGGCUCCAGGUCUCUUCUGCCUGUUUGCAAACUUCGUCUUUCUGUGCAACAUCAUCCGCGUCCUUGUCACCAAGCUUAGGAGCACCCACGCAAAUGAGCCUAGCCAGUUUCGGAAAGCCGUACGUGCUGUGCUGGUGCUGUUCCCCCUAUUCGGCAUGCACUUUCUGAUGACGGUAUACCGGAGUCCAGCCAACUGUGGAGCCUGGGAGAUCUAUCAGUACAUCAGCAAAGCAUCCGACGGUUUGCAGGGAUUUUUCGUAGCUGUGAUAUUCUGCUAUCUCAACGGAGAGGUGCUGUACCUGUUGAGGCGCUCGUACGGUCGCUACCGGCUACAGCGGGGCUUCUCAAGCCGGAGGGGCAACAGCCUCGCCAUGACCCGCAUGUCCGUGUCCACGCACGUCACAUCGCUAGGCGACUCGCUCAACCCCAACAACGGCUCCGUCAAGAAGUACUCCUGCGCACGCAACGGCGACACUGCACCCGAACAACAGCCCUUGAACUGAGCCGCCUUCUUUGACUGUCGAGCGCUGCAACCACACAAACUUUCCGGCAGCAGCCAAGUCGGCGCUCUGCUUUGUGCCAUUGCCCCAUCCCAUACUGUUUAAGGAACACAGACAUUGUCUUGCUGGUGGAGGCGCCAUCGGAGUGCAACGCCUUUUCUUCAAGGGACUGCAGAUUCCUCCCUUUCUUAUAUUGAAAAGGGGGGGGGGGGGGGGGCUAGUUAACAUGGCGUGUCAGCAGCGAAGCCACGUGAAACGGGACGGAACAUCGCCACUCAUGAUGGAGGAUGUGCUCAUGCACUGUGGCCAGUUACGCUAUGGAAAAGAACGCAACGCCGCCCCUUAUGCUGGUGGCGUGGUGGUGUUCCUUCAACUAUGUGCUUAUCCGGGACGUCGAACGACGCCAAGCGCAACGUUGUCACUUAGUUUGUGCAGUGCGGCCGUGUUGCUUCAGACGUACGCUGACCGCUGACUACCGUAUGAGACAGGAUGUAAUUCUGUUUCCUAAGGCAUCCAUGUUGAUGCAGACAUGUGUGCCAAAGAGACUUGGGAGCUUCUUACUGACAUUUGUUUAAUGUCCUGGUGAUGAGGGGAUUGUGGUUGUGCUGCCUGAAUGAGGAACUCUGUACCCAUGGCCUAAGCGGUGAAUGUACUCAAAUAUUUUUUGGACUACUGCUGACUGCACUCGUUCAAAACAAGAAAGAAAGGGCGCUAAGCUGUUUCCGUCACAAAUGUGUUCUCAUACCUCGAAACGUCAAACUUUUUCUCCCUUCUUAGUGACAAACGGACUCGAGUGCAUAUGGAAAGUAAAUGUGUCGCAGAUUGGAGACGCUGGCAACAUCGUGGCAUGUGUGCGACAACUGGGAAAAUUCGUUCGAGCAUUUAACGCUAAAUUAACCGAAUUAUUACUCAUCACUUUCUGAUAAUUACUCGCUCAGCCCACGUUCAGCGCUGAAAUGACGCAGCCGUUGCGCUGAAGACAACAAUACUCGCAGCAAAACUCGGGGAACAGAGCAUACGGAACUCUGCCUAGAAAUAACACUGUAAAUCUCUUCACCCUAUAAAUAGCUGGCAUAAUGGCCACUGGUGAGAAGAUCGAACUGACAAGAAUGAACGAUAAUGAUGGUGCACUCGACGCGGCGUUUUCGCCGCCUCGCAGUCGACGGAUCUGUCUGUGUGCUGAGGAUAUCAUAUUGACACACGUGACCGACACCUCUGCGUAGUGAUCGGUCUGACGAAGUACGUGUUUGGGCAUAAGGACAGUUUCAGAACGCACAUAUCGCUUUCUCACGUUUUAUUCAUCGUGUGUAUAAUAUAACUAUGUCAAUAGUAUUCAGAACGUCCCAGCAAACCUGUUGUCAUCCUCCCUUCGCUCCCAUUGAGUUCCACAUACCAAAAUACGUUCCUAGAACUGACCAUCGUCCAUAUCUGUCCUUGUGGAUUUAGCGAAUCCUAGCAGAACUUCUUGCGGGAUGAGUUGGUGCCCUUGAGUCAUAGAACAAGGGCCAAAAAUGAAUUAGCCCGUAGACAGGCGACGAACGAAACAAAACACACAUACGAGGAAAGAGGUACGAAUGAUUCUCUUGCCUUUUGUUUUUGUGACCGUUCUUCGUGGGGUUACGAACUGUGACGAUUGUGCAAUCGAUAUUAUGGUGGUUUCGGAGUUAGAAAUAAUGGGUACAUUGUUGAGCAGGCUGUUAAAGGUUGUGUGCAAGACCUAUCGCUGUUUAUUGUGCGUGUAUGCGUGCGUGUGUGCGUGCGUGUGCGUGUGUGCGCUUGUGUAUGUGUGUGUUUAAAGAAACUUGCUGCAAGUGAGGAUUACGGAAGCCCGCUUCCUUUACGAAAGAACGCAAGCAGCGCGCAAUAAGAUGUCACUGGCUUUCCUGUCGUUUCUGUUAGCAGGCCCGACAUUGUGAUAACCUUACAUUAUACCUUGACACGUUCAGAAAUCAACGUCCGGUUUCCGAUUGAAGACACUGAUUAAAGGUUUAUGUUCCGA
Dermacentor albipictus is the source of this 4405-nucleotide messenger RNA. RefSeq names its product calcitonin gene-related peptide type 1 receptor-like. Gene Ontology annotation, cellular component: plasma membrane. Gene Ontology annotation, biological process: cell surface receptor signaling pathway; adenylate cyclase-modulating G protein-coupled receptor signaling pathway. Gene Ontology annotation, molecular function: G protein-coupled peptide receptor activity. NCBI's taxonomy places the organism in Eukaryota, Metazoa, Arthropoda, Arachnida, Ixodida, Ixodidae. The record is from RefSeq and is a predicted model, not a curated record.